Molecule: messenger RNA, 1064 nt
Organism: Trichoderma virens Gv29-8
Lineage: Eukaryota; Fungi; Ascomycota; Sordariomycetes; Hypocreales; Hypocreaceae
Exons: 2
Coding region: 191-898 (235 amino acids)
Source: RefSeq, a predicted model, not a curated record
ACUUUCUUCAUCCCCCCCCUCUGGCCUGCAACUCCAGCCUUGAUCUCUGUGCCGCUCCUUCAACCUUUGCAAGGCAGAGAUCUUUCCCCCGUCUGAUCUUCUCCCUGGGCCAUCGCUCGGUCGCUGGGCAUCCGUUCCUUUUCUUUCUUGUUGCUUUCUUUCUCCGCAGCUGUCAAUCGUUCAUUUUGCAAUGUCCACUUUGCUCCCCGGCCUUCAUAUCAGCAGAAAAAUCCCCUGGAAUGCGCCGAUAGAAACAGUCCAUUUUCGAUUUCGUACUCGCCACAUCACAGCCAUUGGCCAAGCAGCCGACAACUACCAUCCAAAUGUCCGCCGCUUAAAAAUCCAGCCGACCCUCUUCGACCAAGUCAUCAAAACCAUUCUCUAUCUAUUCCCCAAAUUUGCGCAAGCCUACAUGCGAAGAUGGUUUCCCGAGUGGUACCUCCCGUCGGCCAUCGUCCUCAAGUCCCAGAAACCCGACUGGGAGGAAGAAUUUGACAACGAGCUGGCCUCGUACCGCAGCCUGCAAUCGCUCCAAGGAACCGUCAUCCCGCGGCAUUUCGGAGUCGUGCAAUUUGCCGGGGUGCGAAGCCACCUCAUGGCAGAUGUUGGCGGAGUGUGCAUCCCCUACACGACCGAGACGGCAGAGGAAGCAUAUACCCUUAUUCGCAAGCUUCUGUACGAGUCCCUCACCGCGCUUGCGUCGAGAGGCUUUGUACAAGACGACGUGAAGCUUGACAACUUCCACGUUGUUGGGAGUAGAGUCGUGGUGGUGGAUUUGGAGCGAGUCGAGAGGGGCAGAAGCCCCGACGAGCUGUCCAAGUUUGUUGACUCCAGCAUCCAGACUCUUAUGCAACAAUACCGAAACUACCUGGAAAACCUGAGAGCUAGAUACCCCUGAUGCCUGUUAUACGUCGAAAAUGCAUAUAUAGAGUGGCGUUUUUUUCUUUCUUUCUUUCUACAAGGCAUGCUGAUGACAUAUCAUGACAUAUUGACCAUCAUUUAUAUACACACAUACAAUACAUAUACCCGCAGAGUAACGACUAUCUCGCGGCCGCAUUCUCUUU